AUGAAAGGAGUAAAACCAUCAAAACAAGAUAUUAGAGAACAUCGAUUAUAUGAAGAAAUAACAUUUCACGAUUUUGUAAAUGAGUGCUUACAGGCUAUCAUGUUCUUCCAUUUGAUCAUAAUGGAUUUUAAACUCAAUUUACGAAUCAUUACAGACUCUAUUCAAACCUUAUAAUAGUAAAUUCAACUUCUAAAAGAAUAUUAAUAAAUCAAGUUCGAUUAACCAAAUAGACUUUCAAUAAGUUACACAAGGCAUAAAAGUCUGAAAACUGAGAUAUUUAGAUACUAUAAAAUCAAGUACAAAGUGGCUAUGAACGAUUAAGAAUAAAAAUCUAUUUAUUCUUAUGGCGAUGAUUUGACAUGUUUCUUUCCAAUAUUACCGAAUAGUACUACUUUACAUUUUACUAUUUUGGGCAAAAAGAUAGAUGGAGGAGAGAAAUUUGAAAUUCUGAGCAAAAUAGACAUGGGAUUAGAUGAAGUUCUUGUAUCAUUUGAUUUAAAGACUUACGCAAAGGAAUAAAUCAAACCUUGCAUCUUGACCUUAGACUAUAGAGAUGAAUCUCAAGAUGCUCUCUAUGAGGGUCCGAAUCCUAUCGAAUUAAGAUUUUAGUUACAAAUGCCUUGCGAAUAACGAAUCUAACUGAUGGAAGGAUUAUUAGAUAGACAAAAGAAAGUAGAAGAUUAAUAUAGAGAAUAAAUGCAAUUGAAAAACAACUCCAUACAAUAAAUCAUAGAACCAUUUGAUGAUAUUGUUUAUAUUUAAGGAGAAGAUCUAAAGCAUAGGAAUCAAACUGAAGACAGGGAAUUUUGUUCAGCAUGCUUAAUAUUUUGA
Molecule: messenger RNA, 831 nt
Organism: Paramecium tetraurelia
Lineage: Eukaryota; Ciliophora; Oligohymenophorea; Peniculida; Parameciidae
Exons: 2
Source: RefSeq, a predicted model, not a curated record